UUGCUGCACUCGCGUGUCCUGCUGUUAACAUAAAGCCUCCAAGAUCCAAGGUUGGUGCAGCUGAAUUCUGCCCGUGGGGAGGAAAGAAUGAAGAGCGGAUGAUGCCGGAGCGUGAAACUGGGAGCGUUUUGUCAGGAAUGCUUGUUUCAAGGUUACAGAUCAAACAUGGACCCAAAGUGAAGCUGCAGAUGGACACAGAGUGAAAAGCAGUCUGAACCUCUGUGCAGCAAAAAGAAAUCAAACUCAGCCAGAGGACGCGGUAAAUGGAUUGCUGCGGUAGCAGGCAGCAAACAAAAGCAAUAUCUGAGCUUUUUUGUUUUUGCAAUGAGCAGGCUGGAAAUGCAACAGGGGCAACAAAUGCAUUUUCAUCCAAACUGAUGAGGAAAGCCUCUUUCUGAUCCUUUCUUCAGUUCGGCAUUUUCUUCACAUUUUCUUCCCUCUCUUCAUCGUAUUCCAGUUCAAGCUUCAGAUUACAGUCUAAUAAAUGCCACUACACAACCUGAGGGUUGUUUCUCCCAGAUUGCCUGCCCUCUUCACCCCGCCUCUCCUCUCUCUAUUUGGAGCCUCUUUAAUUUUCUAUUUGCCUCCACUCUCCUGUUUCUUUCCUCACUUAAACACUCAUCACUUUCUGCGCUGUGAGCCUCGAACUCAGUCCGAUUCCUCUCUCAGCCCGCGUCCUGCUUCUUCUCACCUCCCUCACAUUUAUCUCUCUGUCCCGUCACCAUGUACCCCUCUGAUCAGGAUCUCUGGAACGCCACAGAGCACGUCUGGGUCAACGGGUCUGACUCAAAUCUGUCCGUGGGACGACUUGGGGAUGAUGGAGAUGGGGAUCAGCACCCUUUCCUCACAGACGCCUGGCUGGUGCCUCUCUUCUUUUCCCUCAUCAUGCUGGUCGGGCUGGUGGGGAACUCGCUGGUCAUCUAUGUAAUCUCCAAACACAGACAGAUGCGGACUGCUACCAACUUCUACAUAGCAAACCUGGCUACCACUGACAUAAUCUUCUUGGUGUGCUGCGUCCCUUUCACGGCCACCCUCUAUCCCCUCCCUGGAUGGAUUUUUGGCAACUUCAUGUGCAAAUUUGUUGCCUUUCUACAGCAGGUGACAGUACAAGCCACCUGCAUCACUCUCACUGCCAUGAGUGGAGACCGUUGUUACGUCACAGUCUACCCCUUGAAAUCCCUUCGUCACCGCACCCCAAGAGUAGCCAUGAUUGUCAGCAUCUGCAUUUGGAUUGGUUCCUUCAUCUUGUCCACACCAAUUUUGAUGUACCAGCGUAUUGAGGAGGGUUACUGGUACGGCCCGAGGCAAUAUUGCAUGGAGAGAUUUCCCUCAAAGACACAUGAGAGAGCCUUUAUCCUCUAUCAGUUCAUUGCUGCCUACCUGCUGCCUGUCCUCACCAUCUCCUUCUGCUACACGCUGAUGGUGAAGAGAGUGGGUCAGCCCACUGUAGAACCUGUGGACAACAACUAUCAGGUCAACCUCCUUUCUGAGCGGACCAUCAGCAUCAGGAGGAAAGUCUCCAAAAUGGUGGUCGUGAUCGUGCUCCUCUUCACCAUCUGCUGGGGUCCCAUCCAGUUCUUUGUCCUCUUCCAGUCUUUCUGCCCAAACUUUCGCCCAACCUACGCCACUUAUAAGAUCAAGACAUGGGCUAACUGCAUGUCCUACGCCAACUCUUCAGUUAACCCAAUCGUCUACGGAUUCAUGGGCGCCAGCUUCCAAAAAUCCUUCAGGAAGACCUUCCCGUUCCUGUUCAAACACAAAGUCCGAGAUAGCAGCACUGCUUCCAGGACUGCCAAUGCUGAGAUAAAGUUUGUUGCUGCAGAAGAAGGCAACAACAAUAACCAUGUCAACUGAUGAAGAGAGCAAAUGUGUGCAAAUGUGUUGGGUAAUAAAGCAUUUCCUUUAAGAAGGUCCACUUGACAGGUUUACCAAGUGAACCACAGUCACAGGACCACAGGUUUAAUUCCCCAACAGCAUUGUCUGUCCUGAAACUCCCACCUUGCAGAGUUAGAACUUUGGUUCCCCAAUGGAGAAGCCAUUUGACUGACAAAUUGUUUUAAGGAUCAUACCAACAAAUUCAGUUCAUGACCUCCUCAAGGUUACUUGUAUUAUUCUCACACAGAUCAAACCUUUUCACCACCUUACAUUUAACUCAUGACUAGUAAUUUCCACCUUGCCAAUUCCUUCUGUUCAAAUGGCUGAGGGGCACAUAUUCCAAAAGAAAAACAUUCUAGCUCACAUCUGAGCAGAGUCACCCGUUAGCAUAACCCACAUUUCUUUGGAAGUUGUAGGAAACCUUGACUUGAGAAGAACAUCUCAACCCAGCACAGAAGGACCAGGUCAGAUUCAGACUUCCAAAGACACUGUUGUACCUCGUUUCCCUCCAUCAGAGAACAAAGGUUACAUGAGAUAACCAACAGUCUACCAACAUUUAAAAUUUGUUUUGGGAAAAAUUGUCUUUUUAAUUAAUUCUAUGAUUAAAUGAAGAGAAGGCAGAGGUAAUCAAAUGUAGACUUAAGUCUGAUUUCAAAAGGAUAUUUUUUGGCAGGAAGUUUAUUAGUAUUGAUGCAUAAAAUGAAUUAACCUGAAAUAUGAAAGAACAUAAACGGUUUUGGCACAACAUUCUAUUU
This is a messenger RNA of Thalassophryne amazonica, 2630 nucleotides long. It is a transcript of the gene kiss1ra, whose product is annotated as KISS1 receptor a. Bases 724 to 1854 code for a protein of 376 amino acids. Gene Ontology annotation, biological process: neuropeptide signaling pathway. Lineage: Eukaryota; Metazoa; Chordata; Actinopteri; Batrachoidiformes; Batrachoididae. Gene Ontology annotation, cellular component: membrane. Gene Ontology annotation, molecular function: G protein-coupled peptide receptor activity. The record is from RefSeq and is a predicted model, not a curated record. The transcript has 5 exons.